This is a messenger RNA of Nicotiana attenuata, 767 nucleotides long. RefSeq lists its product as uncharacterized. The annotation marks the transcript as partial. Lineage: Eukaryota; Viridiplantae; Streptophyta; Magnoliopsida; Solanales; Solanaceae. The transcript is spliced from 3 exons. The record is from RefSeq and is a predicted model, not a curated record.
AUGGCAGUAACGGAGGCUAAGACGGCAGCUUUUGCUUGUCUGUAUGAGGAACUAGGGAACAAAGGCAGGGAGAAGAAGUUAUUCCGGCUUGCUAAGGUGAGAGAGAGGACGGCUCGAGAUCUGGACCAAGUGAGGUGCAUAAAAGAUGAGGACGGUAAAGUUUUGAUGGGGGAUGACCAGAUUAAGAGGAGAUGGCAUACCUACUUUCAUAAACUUCUAAAUGAAUUGAGGAAUGCCGACAACCCCCAUGAAUUAAGUUAUUGUAGGGACAUUGAGGUCGAUGAGGUCAUGGAGGCAAUGCGUAAGAUGAGGAGGGGAAGAGCUACCGGGCCAGAUGAAAUUCCGGUUGAACUUUGGAGGUGUGUGGUAGAGCAGGCUUGGAAUGGCUUACUGGACAACCAGUUCGGGUUCAUGUCGGCGCGAUCUACCACAGAAGCUAUCCACCUUAUUAGGAGGAUGGUGGAACAAUACAAGGAUAAGAAGAAGGAUCUCCACACAGUGUUUAUCGAUCGAGAGAAAGCGUACGACAAGGUUCCUAGGGAGGUCUUAUGGAGCUGCUUAGAGGAUAAAGGGGUCCCGACACAAUGCGGCGUCAAUGAGGGGCUAGAGGUUUUGAGACAUGCCCUUGAGUCUAAAGGUUUCAGGUUGAGCAAGACGAAGACGGAAUACCUCGAGUGCAAAUUUGAGGCCGAGCCAACGGAAGCAGGAGUGAAAGUGAGGCUUGACUCUCAAGUCAUCCCUAAGAGGGGUAGUUUCAAGUACCUUGG